Messenger RNA from Diatraea saccharalis (sugarcane borer), 2470 nucleotides. Lineage: Eukaryota; Metazoa; Arthropoda; Insecta; Lepidoptera; Crambidae. The record is from the annotation of a GenBank genome assembly.
GGUAACCAGAUGGGAUCCAAUAGAGUCUUAACGUCUUUGAAUUUGUCCUUGUCAGCUGUAUUGGGGAACACAGAUUAUGAUAACGUUUACACUGGUUCACCAUCUGCAUCACAAUUUCAAGGGUGUCACAAAGUUCACGAGAGCACUUCGACGACUUCAAACUCUUCUCUUAAAAUACAUAAAGACAUAUCGAAGUAUAGCUCUUUUUCAUCAGUAUACUGUACUAUUUCUUCGAGAGUGAAAAGUGUAAUACCAUUCGUGAAGGUGGCCUACCCUGACAUGAUGGGAAGUCAGGGCCACGUUCAGCCGGAACCACUCAAUAAGAUGGAAAGGACUGCAUGCAGAAUGAAAUUACUUUCGUGUGUGGAUCGAGCAAUAAAUCCAGAAGCUUAUAUGAAUGAAGUUGUAUACGACUUGGACCAAAUUUGUAGCACUGGAAAUGUUUCAGACAAUACUGCUCAGAAAAGUUCCGACAGUUUGUUUCUUGGAAACACUGAUGAACAAGAAGUUACAAAAAUUAACUGCUUUUCUUCUCGAUUAAGUUUUGAAUCCAGAUUUGAGUCCGGCAACUUAAGAAAAGUCAUUCAGGUAGGUCCCAGAGAGUACGAGCUUAUCCUGAUGCCAGAUGUGAAUUCAACAAAGAGACACCAAUGGUUCUAUUUCGAGGUGCGCAGUAUGCAGCAAGGCCGACCCUACAUAUUCAACAUAGUUAACUGCGAGAAAUCUGACAGCCAAUUCAACUUUGGCAUGAAACCUGUUUUGUAUUCUGUGAAAGAAGCUGUGUUGGGUAGACCAGGGUGGGUUCGAGCUGGUACUGACAUCUGUUACUAUCGCAACAGUUACCACUAUGCAAACCAGAAGAACCAUACGAAAUGCUACCUCACUGUCACGUUCAAUAUAGAAUUCCCGCACUCAAACGAUGUGUGCUACCUCGCUUAUCAUUUUCCGUUCACAUACUCGAUGAUGAUGACUCGCAUCUGGCAAUGGAGUCAGCAGCUACCGGCAGGAACGUACCUCCGAAUGGAACCACUCUGCUAUUCACUUAACAAUAAUGAAGUCCCACUGUUGACUAUCUCUGCAGAAGAUACACCAACCAGCUCCAUAGUGGAUAGAGAGAUAAUUUUCCUGACGGCACGAGUACACCCCGGCGAAAGCAAUGCUUCCUGGGUGAUGGAUGGCACCCUCAGCUGUUUGCUGGGAGACUCUACCGCGGCAGCAGGACUAAGAGCCAAGUACGUCUUCAAGAUCGUGCCCAUGCUCAACGUUGAAGGAGUCAUCAAUGGCUGCCACCGAUGCGGCCUCACUAAUGAAGAUUUGAAUAGGCGAUGGUGUAAACCGAGUCCCGUUCUGCAUCCAUCCAUUUACCAUACGAAGGGUCUAAUAGAGUAUCUGGUGCGUGUGUGGAAAAAGCCACCGCUGGUGUACUGCGAUUAUCACGGCCACUCGCGGAAGAAGAAUGUCUUCUUUUAUGGAUGCGCCGCCGCGGAGAGCUGGUGCAGCAACGACAGGCUGGUUCCUGAUGAGCCGGUCAAAUAUCUGAUGCUGCCAGCCUUAAUGCACCGAAUAUCGCCGGCAUUCGCGCUCGGUUCGUGCUCGUUUCGCGUAGAACGCGAGCGGGAGAGCACCGCGCGCGUUACAGUGUGGCGCCACCUCGGUGUCACCAGAUCAUACACUAUGGAGGCCUCCUUCUGCGGAUUCGACCGGGGACCGUUUAAGGGCUUCCACCUAAACACGCAGCACCUACAGAGCGUGGGAAGCGACUUCUGCGAGGCCCUCAAUGGUCUCAACGACACCACCACUAACGUCGACAUACAGCUCACUAAAGACCUUAAUGGAAAUAUUAUUGAGAUUAAUCUGAAGGAAGCAGAAACUGGAAGAGUAAUUGCAGUGGAUAGCGAAGCAGGUUCCGGGUCAGACAGCGUGCUGAAAACUGAUUCCGACGAAGACUUUGACUAAAUAAGUUUGAUUAUUAGAUUUAGGCUAAGGCUAUAAACAUCUGACAUUAAAAUAUACAUACACACCCCAGUUACUGUAUGAAGGUUGGAUUACCUACUCAAUGAUUACAUACCUACUUAAUGAUUGAUGAAAUUAGAAAUAUACAUUACUGCACUGUACACAAAACAGUAUAUCAUAUAACAGUAGGUAACAAGAGGAAAAUUUUCAGCUUGAACUCCUUAAUUUAAGAUCGAUUACAGAAAGACCUUUGGUACUAAAUUAACAUACUAUCGACUGUAUUUACAGAAAAGAAAAUAUUAUAAUUUAUUUAUAAUAUCGUUCGAAUUUUACUAUGAAAGAAAUUAUUUUUGGAAUGGCCUUGUUUAUUAUUAUUUUGUAUAUUUAAACGUCUAGUACAAUUAUUAUACUUCGGUUGAUUAAUUUGUAUAAAAUAGUGAAAGUAUUGUGUGAGUGUGACUUAGUUUUUUAUUAAUAAUUUUAAAUUCUAAAUCUUAAGUUAUAUGUGAUCUCAAUU